Molecule: messenger RNA, 3807 nt
Organism: Adineta ricciae
Lineage: Eukaryota; Metazoa; Rotifera; Eurotatoria; Adinetida; Adinetidae
Source: the annotation of a GenBank genome assembly
AUGCUUAAUCGUCUUAGAACAAAUCUUUCAUCAUCGGUGGUAACGAAAAACGAUUCGAUUCAAUUGGUUGUAGAUCAGGAAACGAUGGUAUCAAACGAAAAGUUUACAAUUAAACGAACUGAAACAUGUCAUCGUGGUAUUUUGAUUUAUAUUGGAAUUUCAUUGAAAAUUCAUUGUCUUUGUCCUCCGAGUUAUUAUGGAGAUCGAUGUCAAUAUCAAAGUCAACGCGUUAGUUUGACACUUCAAUUUAGUCGAAAAUGCGCGCCAGUUUGUUAUGGAGUAUUUGGCAUUGUUAUUAGCCUUAUUGAUCAAGAUAAUGUCAUUCACGCAUAUGAACAGUUAACAUACGCAUCAACAUAUGAAUGUGACAAGAAAUAUUUCACUUAUUUACUAUAUCAAUCACGAUCAAAAAAUAUAACAAAAAAAUAUAAGGUAAAAAUCGAUGCGUAUAACAAAAUCAAUUUAACUUAUCAUGCAAGCUGGAUUUUACCAGUUCAAUUUCUUUUUCUUCCUGUAAAUCGAAUAGCUGCACAUUUUAUUAUUCCAGCUCAUCCAAUUAAUUCAUUGGAAAUCUGUUCUGCUUUCUGUGGUUAUGGUCGAUGUUACGCAUAUGUCAAUAGUCCGAAUGAAUAUUUUUGUUUCUGUAAUUCUGGUUGGUCAGGCAUCAAUUGUACAAUUUCAGAUAAAUGUAAUUGUUCAGCAGAUGCGAAAUGUCUCGGAAAAAGUAAUAAUCAAUUUAUGUGUCUUUGUCCAGUGGAAAAAUAUGGUUCACAUUGUCGUCUUCAAUCGAUUUGUCAAAAUCAAACUUGCAAGAAUGGUGGACAAUGCAUAUCAGAAAAUGAACGAGUAUCAAGAAAUAGUUUUAUAUGUCUAUGUCCAAUUGGAUUUUCAGGUCCAACAUGUGAAACAAUUCAAACAAAAGUUCAUAUAUCAUUUAUUGAUAUGGAAAUUCCUCGUUCUUUGCUUGUUCAUUUUAUUACUGUGCAAAUAGAACAUGAUCCAAUACGUACAACAAUUAAUGUCANUAUUUCUCCUAUAACAAAGAAGCUCAUAUGUUUACCGUAUCAUCGAGCCGGAAAUGGAAUUGUAGAUUGUCUUGGAUCUACUGAUGAGAGAGAAUAUUGUCGACUGCAAAACCCGGAGCGUCUUCGGAUAAGAUAUAAAUGUUGGAAUGACACUCUUUGUAUUUCGUUCGUUGAACUUUGUUUAAGCGAGGUAGAAGAAUGUCUUAUGGAAGAAAAAUUAGAAUGUUCAUCGGAUAUGACACGUGUCUUGGGUCGUCUAAACGAAGAUGCGAGACUGAAGUUUCCUGCAUAUAAAUAUUUUAUGCUUAAUCGUCUUAGAACAAAUCUUUCAUCAUCGAUGGUAACGAAAAACGAUUCGAUUCAAUUGACUGUAGAUCAAGAAAAUAUGGUAUCAAAUAAAAAGUUUACAAUUAAACGAACUGAAACAUGUCAUCGCGGUAUUUUGAUUUAUAUUGGAAUUUCGUUGAAAAUUCAUUGUCUUUGUCCUCCGAGUUAUUUUGGAGAUCGAUGUCAAUAUCAAAGUCAACGCGUUAGUUUGACACUUCAAUUUACUCGAAAAUGCGCGCCAGUUUGUUAUGGAGUAUUUGGCAUUAUUAUUAGUCUUAUUGAUCAAGAUAAUAUCAUUCAUGCAUAUGAACAAUUAAUAUACUUAUCAACAUAUGAAUGUGACAAGAAAUUUUUCACUUAUUUACUCUAUCAAUCGCGACCAAAAAAUAUAACAAAAAAGUAUAAGGUAAAAAUCGACGCGUAUAACAAAACGAGUUUAAUUUAUUAUGCAAGUUGGAUUUUACCAGUUCAAUUUCUUUUUCUUCCUGUAAAUCGAAUAGCUGCACAUUUAAAUAUUCCAUCUCAUCCAAUUAAUUCAUUGGAAACCUGUUCUGUUUUCUGUGGUUAUGGUCGAUGUUACGCAUAUGUCAAUAGUCCGAAUGAAUAUUUUUGUGUCUGUAAUUCUGGUUGGUCAGGUAUAAAUUGUACAAUUUCACAUAAAUGUGAUUGUUCAGAAGAUGCGAAAUGUCUCGGCAAAAAUAAUAACCAAUCAAUAUGUCUUUGUCCAGUGGAAAAAUAUGGUUCACAUUGUCGUCUUCAAUCGAUUUGUCAAAAUCGAACUUGCAAGAAUGGUGGACAAUGCAUAUCAGAAAAUGAACGAGUAUCAAGAAAUAGUUUUAUAUGUCUAUGUCCAAUUGGAUUUUCAGGUCCAACAUGUGAAACAAUUCAAACAAAAGUUCAGAUAUCAUUUAUUGAUAUGGAAAUUCCUCGUUCUUUGCUUGUUCAUUUUAUUACUGUGCAAAUAGAACAUGAUCCAAUACGUACAACAAUUAAUGUCAAAAUUCCAUUUGAUCAAAAUAAAGCCAUAGUUCAAAUAUCAAUAUCUUUUCAUAUUAUUAUUGUUCAAAUUUCCAAAGAAUAUUUUUUGACAUAUGUCAAUGCAAACAAUACUCCCCCAUCAGUUAGUAUAGUUCAGAUGAAGAUGGAACAACGAUGUUCACAUGUUCUACAGUUAUUUAAUAAUGAAACAGUUGCAAAAUAUUCAUUAUUACGUCGUGUUAAAUAUUAUCAUUUACUCUGUAGAGACAAACAGCAAUUUAAAUGUUUUUAUGAUGAAGAAGCAUUCAUGUGUUUAUGCAAUGAAGAAGGAUAUGCAAAUUGUUUUCCAUUUGAUUUCAAUAUAAAAUAUACCUGUAAAAGAUUUGGAGAUUGUCAAAAUGAUGCCCAAUGUUUUUCAGAUCGUCCAAAUUGUCCACUUUCGACGUUCUGUGUUUGUGCAGAUUGUUUUUAUGGAAGUAAAUGUCAAUUUACUACAAAAGGAUUUGGUCUUUCUCUCGAUGCUAUUCUUGGGUAUCAAAUUCGACCACACUUAUCGAUAAAUCAUCAACCAAAUAUUGUAAAAAUUACCAUUGUUUUAACUAUUAUUAUUUUAGUUAUUGGUCUUGUCAAUAGUAUUUUAUCCAUAUUAACAUUUCGAAGAAAAAUUAAAGAUGAAUCAGGUUGUAGACUUUAUCUUUUAGCUACAUCAAUCGUUUCAUUAUUUUCAACAUUUAUAUUUUCAAUUAAGCUCUUGAUGCUAAUUCUUUCACAAAUGUCAAUUAUUACAAACAUCAUUAUUCUACGUAUUUCAUGCAUUUCAAUUGAUUUUCUACUUCGAUUAAUACCAAUUAUUAUAGAUUGGUUGAAUGCAAGCAUAGCUAUUGAUAGAACACUUGCGCUAGUAAUGAGUACCAAAUAUGAUAAGAGUAAAAGUAGACGAGCAGUCAAAUGGACUAUUAUUAGUAUUUUGUUAUUCUCCACGAGUAGCCUUUUACAUGAUCCAAUAAAUCGACAACUUAUUGAGGAUCGAGAAGAAGCUCGAACAUGGUGUUUAAUUCAAUAUUCACCUGCACUUCAAAUAUAUAAUUCAACAAUAAAUAUAUUUCAUUUUUUCGUUCCCUUUAUUAUAAAUCUUGUUACUGCUCUUAUUAUAAUAUUUGUGGCUGCUCGAAGUCGUGCUACAGCUCAACGACAACAAACUUAUAAACAACAUUUAAAAGAACAAUUUCAUCGGCAUAAUCAUCUAAUUCUUAGCUCUAUAAUCUUAGUUAUACUUGCUACGCCGCGUCUAAUCAUUUCAUUCAUAUCCGGUUGUAUGAAAUCGGUUCGAAAUUCAGCUUUUUAUCUAGUUGGAUAUUUCAUAUCAUUUAUUCCGCCAUGCAUUACAUUCAUCGUAUUUGUUCUACCUUCCAAAUUGUAUAAAAACGAAUUCUAUGCUGCAACUAGAAGAUUUCGAACCUUUAUUGGAAGACAGUAA